AUGAUAGCCUUAAGUAGAAGAGAUUAUCCAGUUACUACUUUUAAUUUCCAAGGAGUCCAGAAGUUUAAUAUUAAUUUAAGAAAUCAAAAUAAUGAUCUAGAUGUAAUUUAUUGUAUAGACUGGAUCACAAGCAGUAUCAACUCAUCAAAUAUGUAUUGUGGUGGUAAGAAUGUUAUAUACUGCUAUAAUAUAAAUAAAGAUAUAUAUUAUAGAUUCUGUUUAUCUAAAAGAUCUGAUAAGGCUAAGUUAAAACAAAAAGGACUUGUAUCAGCUGUAACAAUGAAAACUACAGGUAUUGGAUCAAAUUCUGUUAUUGCAAGUGGUACUUUCUCAAGUUCUAUUUGGCUUCAUGAUUUAAAUGAUGAUUCUAGCCAUGUACAGUUAUUUGAUAAUAAUAAUCAACAUUUUAAGAAAAUGGGUGGUAUAACUAAACUAGAAUGGAUUAAAACAUACAAUAACGUGGAUUUUUAUAUUUUAUCAAGCCACCGUAAUGAUAAAUAUCUUAGAAUUUGGGAUGUUCGUAAUCCAAAUAAAGUUCUACAUUAUUUGGAACGCCCAUCAAGCACUAGUCAACGUUAUGGGUUUGAUAUGAAUUUAGAUAUUGGAAAUUCAAUUAAUAUUAUAGCUGGUGAUUCUCAAGGUUUCUUAUCGUUAUAUAAUAUAGAUAUCAAUAAUAAUGAGAUAUAUUCAAGUUUAAAUAUAAAUCAAAAUCAAAACUAUAAAGAUACUUUAAUUACAAAUAAUCUCCAAUCUAAUCAUAAAGUAAGAAAUAUACAAAAAUAUCCAAAUAUUAAAUUACUUAUUAAGGAACAAAUUGACACUAUUUCAGUACCAUUUGUUCUUGUAAAACAUAAAAAACUUAUUUGUACUUUAUCUGGUGAAAGACUAAAUAGUAUAGAUAAUCUGGAGAAAACAAGUACAAAUAUCAACUGUAAUACUAAAAUUCAACUAUGGUAUAUCUGUUAG
Messenger RNA from Cryptosporidium muris RN66, 966 nucleotides. RefSeq lists its product as uncharacterized. The coding region runs from base 1 to 966 and encodes 321 amino acids. The transcript has 2 exons. The record is from RefSeq and is a predicted model, not a curated record. Gene Ontology annotation, molecular function: protein binding. NCBI's taxonomy places the organism in Eukaryota, Apicomplexa, Conoidasida, Eucoccidiorida, Cryptosporidiidae.